GCCAGAGUUCAUCCAUUGUUUACACAACUGGACACACUUUCAACUGACUUCAUUAAGUAGUCACUGUAUUGUGUAACGUUAAUAUGGUUAUAGAUAGCUAGCAUCAUUACAGGCAAGGAGUUAUGCUGCGUUCAUUUGCUCCAAUGAAACUCCUUCGUAGUACUUUGACUUCUCAGUUCGGUGAACGGUUAUCAUCCGUAUUGUCACUCUGCCCUCUUGGAAGCAGUAGUCUCAGCACAACAACCAGAAUGGCUCCUCAAAAGAACAGAGUAUUCGUCAUUGGAGUGGGAAUGACAAAGUUUGAGAAGCCAGGAAAAGAAGACUUUGACUAUCCCGACAUGGCAAAGAUAGCAGGUGAGAGGGCCUUGUCUGAUGCUGGAGUCCCCUACUCUGCCAUAGAGCAAGCCUGUGUGGGCUAUGUGUAUGGUGACUCUACCUGUGGCCAGAGGGCCAUCUACCACAGCCUUGGCCUGUCAGGGAUCCCCAUCAUCAACGUCAACAACAACUGCUCCACAGGCUCCACAGCCCUGUUCAUGGCCCGACAGCUAAUCCAGGGAGGUCUGGCCGACUGUGCACUAGCCCUUGGCUUUGAAAAGAUGGAGAGAGGCUCCUUGUCAUCAAAGUUCAUGGACAGGACAAACCCCAUGGACAAGCAUAUGGAGGUGAUGUUCAACACAUAUGGGAUGGCAGCAGCACCGGCAGCACCACAGAUGUUUGGCAACGCCGGCAGAGAACACAUGGAGAAAUACGGUACUACACCAGAGCACUUUGCUAAAAUCGCAUGGAAGAACCACAAGCAUUCCACCAACAACCCGUACUCUCAGUUCCAGGAUGAGUACAGUCUGGACCAGGUUAAACAGUCCAGGAAGGUGUUUGAGUUCCUUACUCUUCUCCAGUGUUGUCCUACCUCUGACGGUGCAGGGGCAGCUGUCCUGGCCAGUGAGGGCUUUGUGAGGCGCCAUGGUCUAGAGCACCAGGCGGUGGAGAUCUUAGCCCAGGAGAUGGUCACGGACCUCGCCACUACCUUCGACGACAAUAGCUGCAUGAAGAUGGUUGGAUACGACAUGACCUCCCUGGCAGCCAAGAAGUGUUUUGAGACAGCGGGUCUGAAACCCAGUGACGUCAAUGUGAUUGAGCUGCACGACUGUUUCUCUGCCAACGAGCUGAUCACGUACGAGGCUCUGGGGCUGUGCCCAGAGGGUAAGGCUGGAGAGCUGAUAGACAGAGGAGACAACACGUACGGAGGCCAGUGGGUGGUCAACCCCAGCGGAGGACUCAUCUCUAAAGGACACCCUCUGGGAGCCACAGGCCUGGCCCAGUGUGCGGAGCUGUGCUGGCAGCUGAGAGGCCAGGCUGAGAGGAGGCAGGUCCCGGGGGCGAAGGUGGCCCUACAGCACAACAUCGGCCUGGGAGGAGCUGUGGUCGUCACUCUGUACAGGAUGGGGUUCCCUCAGGACGCCAGGUCCCAUAUAGUGGCUGUCCCCACCAGAGCAGAACGUCUGGAGGGCUUCAGAGUUUAUUCUGUCUUCCAGGAGAUAGAGAAGAAACUACAGGAGGAAGGAGUAGACGUUGUGAAGAAGAUUGGAGGAGUUUUUGCCUUCAAGGUGACAGAUGGACCAGAGGGGAAAGACGCUCUGUGGGUCGUAGAUGCGAAGAAUGGACAAGGCUCCGUGAGCAACGACGCUGAUAAGAAGGCUGACUGCACUAUCACCAUGGGAGAUGAAGACUUAAUGAAGCUGAUGACAGGCAAGAUGAAUCCACAGACGGCAUUCUUCCAGGGCAAGCUGAAGAUCGCAGGAAACAUGGGCAUGGCCAUGAAGCUUCAGAGUCUGCAGCUGGUGCCAGCCAAAGCCAAGCUGUGAUUGGCUGAUACACCCUCAGCUCUGGAACUCCUGACAUAUGUAGCAGUUAUGCACAUUCUCUCACCCCUCACCCCUCCUCUCACCUCUCUCUAACCUCUCUCACCCCUCCUCUCACCUCUCUCACCCCUCCUAUCACCCCUCCUCUCAGCUCUCUCUAACCUCUCUCCCCCCCUCGCUCACCUCUCUCCCCUCUCGCUCAUCUCUCUCCCCCCUCGCUUACCUCUCUCCCCCCUCGCUCACCUCUCUUCCCCCUCGCUCACCUCUCUCUCACCUCUCCUCCUCUCUAUCAUCUCAUUCCAUCUCUCUCCUCCACACCUUUUCACAUUCACUCUUAAGUUAGCCUCUCUUUCUCUAUUGAUCACUCUUUCUCUAUUGAUCCCUCUCACUCUAUCUUUGAAAUAAAUUCUAUACUAGAUAAUUAGUUGAGAAAUCAACCCCGAUGUCCCAAGAUUCUAACUUCCUCAAGUGUCCUGUAACAUAAUUGAUAAUGAGAUAAUAUUUAUAUUUAAUUCACAUUUUCCUCAUGAUUUAUGGGUUCCUUAUGUUUCAACCAACCAAUGUGAAGACACAUACACACACAUAACUGGAAAAUGUCUUAACUGUUAUGUCACAAUAUUCUGCUCUGAGCUGCCGUGACAAACAGGAGGAAGAGGGAUUGUGACAAUUGUGAAAAGCAAUUGAAGUUUUUUUGGACUCUUGACGGCCAUCUUCUAAACAGCUUACGAGGCUGUUGCUGUGUCAAGAAAAGGAAAAGAUCAUCUUUAAGACCCAACUAAUCUGGUUUGAUCUCCAGCACUGCUGUUCAGUCAUUUAAUACCACAGUGACCAGGUGUUUGUGUCCCAUAUGCCAUGCGUUUGCUGCGAGAGCAUGGCAGUGACUCUUCGCCUGCUCUCCCGCCACAUAAUAACACCUAAUAAUAACACUGUCAUUGCAGUAAAUGUAUACAAUAUUUUAUGUUUGUGUAGUAAAUAAUGUUUAAUAAUAAUGUGACAUUUUAUAAUAAUACAGAACACCACUUUAUGUGCCUCUGCUGUCUCUAUGAACUGACAGCUCUGAUUUCAAUAUGACAGUCCGAUAGGACCUGAUUUGAGGAAAUGCUUUUAUAUAGAAUGUGUAUGUGUGAAUGACUGAACGAAUGCAAUUGAUUUUUACUAAAUAAAUAACAGCGAUGUUGACCAGCA
Messenger RNA from Salmo salar (Atlantic salmon), 3044 nucleotides. It is a transcript of the gene scp2a, whose product is annotated as sterol carrier protein 2a. Gene Ontology annotation, molecular function: acyltransferase activity, transferring groups other than amino-acyl groups. Lineage: Eukaryota; Metazoa; Chordata; Actinopteri; Salmoniformes; Salmonidae. The record is from RefSeq and is a predicted model, not a curated record.